ACCAGCGAGCAGAGCAAGGAAACAUCGCAGAGCUGAGCCCAGGAGCGGUGGGAGCUGUGGGGGCAGGAGGAGGAGGUGCCAAGGCAGAGCAUCAAGCAGCAAUCAACAGCAUGAUGAUGGAGAGAAUGAGCACCGACAUCUACGCCCUGAAGAAGCAAUACACACGAAUCAAAAGGCGGCAGCAGCAACAGGCUAUGCAAAUCUACAUUCGCACAGGACCUGGACCUGAAGUGGCCACAAGUGCAGGAGUUCCUCAGGAGCAGUCCAACAAACACAACAACAGUAUCGACCACCAUACUGACGGUACUAGUGUCAGACCCAACGGGUCAUCUGAAACUGGGUUUUCUGGGGCUGAUCUGAGGGUCUUGAAUGAUUCAUUCACAAUUAAAUAACAGUAAUUGAAUGAUUUUAAGGAGGAUAGUAGAGUACAUGAAAUCUUUUCGGAGACCAAAUCAUAAGUCUGUCAUGGAUUCUCAAGGCAGAUUUCCAAUUGAUGUUUUUCAUUGUGUUUAUGAUAAAGUAAGAAAAUAAACUUUCUUGCAAUCAAAAAAAUAGAUUUUCACAAGUUAGUCCGUAGCAAAUAUUGUACAGUUAAAUAAUUUUAUGUGCGAUUGUAAACAGGUAUAUUUUCAAUUCAAAUUAAUUCAGUAUGCUUUACUGGCAUGAAUGUGGCAGAAAAAAAACAAAUUUUUGUUAGUUUGUUGAUACACUGAAGAGAAACCCACUGGGGGGGAAAAACAUUGGAAAUCGGAUGAGUGAACUUCUGGCUC
Micropterus dolomieu (smallmouth bass) is the source of this 770-nucleotide messenger RNA. RefSeq names its product TBC1 domain family member 30-like. Lineage: Eukaryota; Metazoa; Chordata; Actinopteri; Centrarchiformes; Centrarchidae. The annotation marks the transcript as partial. The record is from RefSeq and is a predicted model, not a curated record. The transcript has 2 exons.